AUGUUCUCUGUAUUUAUUUCUCUUUUUAGAAUAAUCUUUGUAAAUAAUUCCCUCUCUCUAUGCAAGACUGUAUUUAGUCUCGCUAAAAUAUUCUGUCAAUCACUCAUUGCAAGUUUUUCUUUCUUUCAGUUUUGCACAUUUUUUCCUGUUUAUGCUUAUGUCACUCUAAUUUUCUAUCUAUGUUCUCUUUAUCUCUCUUUCUGCUCAGAGCUAGUCAGUGUCUCUCUCUCUCUCCUCUUUCCGUCAGUGUCUCUCUCUCUCUCUUUCCUUUCCGGCUAUCAGUGUCUCUCUCUCUCUCUCUCUCUCUCCGUCAGUGUCUCUCUCUCUCUCUCUCCGCUCAGGCUAGUCAGUGUCUCUCUCUCUCUCUCUUUCACUUCAGUGUCUCUCUCUCUCUCUCUCUUUCCGCUCGGAGCUAGUCAGUGUCUCUCUCUCUCUCUCUCUCUCCGCUCGGAGCUAGUCAGUGUCUCUCUCUCUCUCUCUCUCCGCUCGGAGCUAGUCAGUGUCUCUCUCUCUCUCUCUCUUUCCUCGUCUCUCUCUCUCUCUCUCUCUUUCCGCUCGGAGCUAGUCAGUGUCUCUCUCUUUCCGCUCGGAGCUAUCAGUCUCUCUCUCUCUCUCUCCGCUAGUCAGUGUCUCUCUCUCUCUCUCUCUUUCCGAGCUAGUCAGUGUCUCUCUCUCUCUCUCUCUCUCUCUCUCUCUGGCAUCAGUGUCUCUCUCUCUCUCUCUCUCUAUGGCAUACUUUCAAUCUCUGUCACUCACUUCCAGCUAGUCUUCCCAUAUUCUUUCUCUCUAUUUCCUUUUACUAAAGUCUUCCCUGCAAAUUCUUCUACUUUUUCCCUCCUCUCUUUGUCUUCUUUCUCUUUUCCCUCUUCUAUUUGUCUUUCUCUUUUCCCCCCUUUCUGUUUGUCUGUUUCUCUUUCCCCCCUUUCUAUUUGUCUGUUUCUCUUUUCCCCUUUCUAUUUGUCUGUUUCUCUUUUCCCCCCUAUUUGUCUGUUUCUCUUUUCCCCCUUUCUGUUUGUCUGUUUCUCUUUUCCCCCUUUCUAUUUGUCUGUUUCUCUUUUUCCCCCCUCUAUUUGUCUGUUUCUCUUUUCCCUCUUCUAUUUGUCUUUCUCUUUUCCCCCCUUUCUGUUUGUCUGUUUCUCUUUUCCCCCCUUUCUAUUUGUCUGUUUCUCUUUUCCCCCCUUUCUAUUUGUCUGUUUCUCUUUUCCCCCCUUCUAUUUGUCUGUUUCUCUUUUCCCCCUUUUUUUGUCUGUUUCUCUUUUCCCCCCUUCUAUUUGUCUGUUUCUCUUUUCCCCCUUCUAUUUGUCUGUUUCUCUUUUCCCCCCCUUUCUAUUUGUCUGUUCUCUUUUCCCCCCUUUCUAUUUGUCUGUUUCUCUUUUCCCCCCUUUCUAUUUGUCUGUUUCUCUUUUCCCCUCUUCUAUUUGUCUGUUUGUUCCCUCUUCUAUUUGUCUGUUUCUCUUUUCCCCCCCUUCUAUUUGUCUGUUUCUCUUUUCCCCUCUUCUAUUUGUCUGUUUCUCUUUUCCCCCUUUCUAUUUGUCUGUUUCUCUUUUCCCCCCUUUCUUUUGUCUGUUUUUUGUCUUUCUAUUUGUCUGUUUCUCUUUUCCCCCCUUUCUAUUUGUCUGUUUCUCUUUUCUCCCCUUCUAUUUGUCUGUUUCUCUUUUUCUCCCUUCUAUUUGUGUUUUUCAUCCUUUCUUCUCUUUGUCUAUUUCUCUCUUCCCUUUGCUCUCUUCUUUUUGUCUUUUUAUCUUCUUCUUCUCUCCCUUUCUUACCUCCUCUAUUUCUAUACGCUCCUUUUCCUCUCUCUCUCUUUUUCCAAACACUCUGUAUUUUUUCCACACUCCUCCCUAUUUUUCCUUAUCAUUCCACCUUUCUCUCCUCAGCAUUUCCACUUUUUUCACUUUUUUUUUUUCUCUUCCUUUUUUACUGAAAUGGUUGCAAAAACUGAAAUGCCUUCUUUUUCCUGAUUAA
This is a messenger RNA of Acanthosepion pharaonis, 1965 nucleotides long. The record is from the annotation of a GenBank genome assembly. Lineage: Eukaryota; Metazoa; Mollusca; Cephalopoda; Sepiida; Sepiidae.